Messenger RNA from Tupaia belangeri chinensis (Chinese tree shrew), 1194 nucleotides. Its product is annotated as zinc finger protein 34. NCBI's taxonomy places the organism in Eukaryota, Metazoa, Chordata, Mammalia, Scandentia, Tupaiidae. The record is from RefSeq and is a predicted model, not a curated record.
CUGUGUCAGGGAGUCAGAAGAGAGUCUGGACAAGUCGGUUGGGCAGAGUCCCUAGGUUGGUCACUGACCAACAAGGAGAGUGGCCAGAGGUCUGGAGAAAGCCUCAUGUAGGGGUCAAGCCUUCUCCUUGACCAGAGACCUCAGAAAUGUGAUAUACAUGAACAAAGUUUUGAACAGAGAUCAUACCUCAACAACCAUAAACGUGUACACAGGUCAAAAGCAACAAAUAUAGUUCACGAUUCUGGUGAAAUCUUCAGUGCAAACUUACUGGUAAAAAAUAGAAAAUUACUACAGGGGAAAAGAUUGCACUAUUGUGUUUGCCGUGGGAAGACCUUCAGGCACAGUGCUAAUCUUGUCAAGCAUCAGCGGCUUCACAGUGAAGAAAAGCCCUACGAAUGUGAGGAAGCCUUCACCUGGAGCUGUGAGUUUAUCAAUCACCCAAGGAUCGAUAGGGAGAUCCCCUAUCGAUGUGAUGAGUGUGGGAAGACAUUCAGUCGGAAACCCAACCUCACGAAGCAUCAAAGGAUUCACAAGGAGAAGCCCUACGAGUGCAGUGAGUGUGGGACCUUUAGUGCCUCUUCCUGUGUUUAUCACCAGAGAAUUCACACUGGAGAGAAACCAUCUAAAUGUAGUGACCAUGGAAAAGCCUUCUGUGAUGGCUCAAUUCUUACCCAAGAUCGUUGGACUCACACUGGAGAAAGCCAUUUAUCAAAACGAUGUGGCAAAGGCUUUACCUAAAGUUCCAGCCUCAGCCAACAUCAGAGAAUUUACUCUGGGGAGAAACUCUGUCACUGUAAUGAAUGUGAAAAAUCUUUUGGUCAAAACUCAUUGCUUAUUUGUUAUCAGAGAACACACACAGGAGAAAAGCCCUAUGACUAUGAAUGCAGUGAAUGUCUAAAAGGCUUCAUUCAGAUGGCAAACCUUAUUCAGCAUCAAACAAUUCAUAUUGGUGAAAAACCUUAUUGCUGUGAACAGUGUGAAAAAGCCUUCAGUCAGAACUCACAUCUCACUCUGCAUCAGAGAACUCACACUGGAGAGACACCUUCCCAGUGUAAAGGAUAUGGGGAACGCUUUGGCCAGAGCUCAUGGCUUACCCAGCAUCAGAGAACCAUCCUUGAAGUGGAUUCGAGUGACGUGUGCAGUGUGACUGUGAUUAUACUUUUUCUGAGUGCCAAAAGAGCCGAUAGAAAGUGA